AUGAUAUCCGCUUCAGCGUCGCCCUCCACCAGGGCUUUGCAGAGCCGCGACAGUUCGCCUUCUCCCCGUCAGCGUCCGCUUGCUCGCAUGUCUUCCAUACAACGGGUCAACACCACCAUUCCUCAAGCGGUCUCGGUCACACCGGCCUCCGCCAAUAGCGCCUCGUCUAUGUCGGUGUUUCCGAGCCCGUACAUAACUUCCCUCCAAUCUUCACCACUGGUCCAUCAGACAGUCAACCAGUCCUCUCAACUCGGGAAUCCUGCUCCUUUCGAGCUGCCCGAGUCUAUCGUCUCAACCUCCCAUGCCUCCCCUCCGCCAAGGGAAUCGUCCACGGGGGCCAAAUCGGUCGGGCUAAUGCGGAAGCUGUCCCAAAGUGCUAAAGACGGUGUCUCUUCCACCCGACAAAUAUUGCGAAGGAAAGCCUCUUCCUCGGCCCAAAAUCGCCGUGAUGAGAGUACUGGUCCUAUCACCAGACGGCGGAGCGACAGCAAGACUGCAGUCUCCAACCCUGCCUUGGAGUCUCCUUCUUUUGACACUCUCCCGCUGGAACUGCAAUCGGGCCUGGGUCUCUAUGACACCAUGAGCAUUUCCAGCGAACCAACCACGUUCCUUGAGACGAGUCCUGAAGGCCAGGCUCCAUGCGUCCCGGAGCGUAUGGUCGCAGGCUGUCUCUUGACCAAGAUCACCAAGAACAAAAAGCAAGAAAAGCUGUUCUUUCUGGACGUCGAGGGUUCCCGCGUAUCAUGGAAAGGUGCGGUCACUACCAAAACUUUCCACAUAGACAAUAUCAAGAGCAUCCGCAUUGGGGAGGAGGCAGCCAGUUACCAGCAAGAACUCCGUGGCGAAGCUGUCGACCCCGAUCUUUGUUUCACGAUCAACUAUACGCCCUCGGACUCUUCAAAGUCAGUCAAGACCUUGCAUCUAGUGGCCCACACUCACGUCGACUUCAAGUUGUGGGUUGACACUUUGGAAAGCCUGUCCAAACAUCGCGAAGAGUUGAUGACCAGUAUGGUCGGCUUCACGGAGCGGGAAUCCGUGAUGCGAGCCCACUGGGCUAGCGAGAUGGCAAAGCGUCCAACCAGGCAGGACAUUGCCAAGUCCGAUGGCCUUGACCUGCCCGCCAUUCAGUCCUUAUGUCGGAAGCUCCACAUCCACGCGCCUGAAAGGGAGCUACAAGAACACUUCAACUCCGCGGAUGUCGACAGGUCGGGGCUUCUUUCGUAUGACCAGUUCAAGGGGUUUCUUCGACGUCUCCGUGAACGCGUCGACAUCAAGAACAUCUUCAACUCCUUGAAAGAUCCCGAUUCCAAAGGGCUGACGAGGUCACAGUUCGUCUCGUUCCUGGAAAAGGUUCAAGGCGUCAAUCUCACGCGACUGUCCGAUCCAAGUGUCUGGGAAGAGAAGAUCAAUCAUCUAGUAGAGACAUCUUUUUCUUCAGAUCCGUCUUUGUUUGGGUUGAUCGAUUCCAACGCGUUUGCUUCUUUCAUCAUGUCGAAGGACUGUCACAUUUAUGCGCUACCCGAAGAACCAAAGCCGGUUUUUGAUCGCCCUCUUAACGAGUACUUCAUCUCCAGCUCUCACAACACAUAUUUGACCGGAUGGCAAGUCGGAGGUACAUCAUCUGCAGAGGCUUACAUCACUGCCCUACGUCAUGGCUGCCGGUGUAUUGAAAUUGACUGCUGGAAUGGCCAGGAUGGAAAUCCCAGGGUGACACAUGGCCGCACAAGGACAACCGCUGUUCUGUUUUCCGACUGCAUCAACGCCAUCCAGCGAUGUGCCUUUGAUGUCUCACCUUAUCCUUUGAUCAUCUCCCUGGAAGUCCACUGUGAUCCAGACCAGCAAGCUAAAAUGGUCCAGACAAUGAUGGAUGUCUUUGGAGAUCGGCUUCUAUUGCACCCUUUGCCUGGCUCCACGACGAAGUUACCAUCACCGGAACAACUCAAGCACAAGAUCCUGAUCAAGGUCAAGUCAACCGAGUUGCACGCGGAUCUCGAGGCUUCUCACCCGGGCGGAUUUGGCCAGCGAGAUCGCAGUGCCAGUUCUCCUCACCGAGGGUUCUUGCCAUCGACAACAUACAGUGCACCCAGCUCGACCUCCGUCAGCAGUCCUGCUCUCAUUACGCCCCCAGAGACCAUUUAUUCUCCAACCGAUCGAUCCGUGACGGCCACAAGCGCAAGCAGUGGUGACGAUGAGAGUGAUGUCCCCGCCGGUUCACUGUCACCCACCGAUAAUCAUCGCCGUCCGCCAAAAUUGAGCAAGGUGGGGUCUUACCUGUCCGAGCUCGGUGUGUACAUGAAAGGCUAUACUCUGCGUGAGGCAAAGGAUUUGAAAUUCCAGCAGUAUAAUCACAUCUUCUCCCUCAAUGAAAAUCGAGCAAUGGAGCUCUGUCAUUCUGCCGAGGACAAAGCCCUUUUCGAAGAUCACAACCUGAACUACAUGUGUCGGGUCUAUCCCAAGAACCUGCGUUUCCAGUCCUCAAAUUUCGAUCCGAAUACAUUCUGGAGGCGAGGGGUGCAGAUGGUGGCUCUGAAUUGGCAAACUUUUGAUGCUCAUAUGCAGAUGAAUCAGGCCAUGUUUGCGGCCGGCACAGACGCCUAUGGAUAUGUCUUGAAACCCGACUAUCUUCGAAAACCACGGACCAAACCGGGGGAUUUCGAACAUCGAGUGAAGCUGCCACGAUACAAGACGAAGUUCUCCGUUCAAAUCAUCUCAGCCCAGCAGCUACCCCGGGCAGCCAAUAUGAGUAAAGACACCCCCCUGAACCCAUUCAUCGAGGUACAAAUGUUCAGUGCCGAGGAUAGAGCACGUGGCAUUGCGAACGGCAGAGGGGGGAAAGAAACUUAUUCAAACGGUUAUCAUGGCAUCGGUUCUCCGUACCGUCGUCAGACGCAGAUCCGAUUUGGCAAUGGCUACAACCCCCAAUUCGGGGAAACCAUCGAGCUAUCGUUGGAAACCAAAUAUCCCGAACUGGUCUUCGUCCGCUUCAUUGUUUUCAAUUCCGAUGACGGCAGACCGAACGGCAAGGGAGUCCGACAACUGGCUGCCUUCACCGCCAAACUCGACAGCUUACAAAAAGGGUAUCGACAUCUACCUCUGUACAAUGGCUACGGCGAAGAAUUCAUCUUCUCCACUCUGUUCUGCAAAAUCGUCAAACAAGCCCCCAAGCUCAUGCCAUGGUCCUUGCAAGAUGUCAACGAAAGGUCCUCGAGAGCUAACAUGUUCCGGGGGAUUCUGUCUCGUGGCCUUUCAGGUGAUCGUAGCAGGGAUCGUGGUUCGAAUUCCAGUGUCGAGGAGCAGCGGACAGCUCGGCAGGCCAAGCUGAACAUCGAGAUUGAGGAGAGAGUUGCCAGACGAUAG
This is a messenger RNA of Capronia coronata CBS 617.96, 3357 nucleotides long. RefSeq lists its product as uncharacterized. NCBI's taxonomy places the organism in Eukaryota, Fungi, Ascomycota, Eurotiomycetes, Chaetothyriales, Herpotrichiellaceae. The transcript has a single exon. Gene Ontology annotation, biological process: phosphatidylinositol-mediated signaling; lipid metabolic process. The record is from RefSeq and is a predicted model, not a curated record. Bases 1 to 3357 code for a protein of 1118 amino acids. Gene Ontology annotation, molecular function: calcium ion binding; phosphatidylinositol-4,5-bisphosphate phospholipase C activity.